Fulvia fulva is the source of this 837-nucleotide messenger RNA. RefSeq names its product Trafficking protein particle complex subunit 6B. Bases 1 to 837 code for a protein of 278 amino acids. NCBI's taxonomy places the organism in Eukaryota, Fungi, Ascomycota, Dothideomycetes, Mycosphaerellales, Mycosphaerellaceae. The transcript is spliced from 4 exons. Gene Ontology annotation, biological process: endoplasmic reticulum to Golgi vesicle-mediated transport; regulation of GTPase activity. The record is from RefSeq and is a predicted model, not a curated record. Gene Ontology annotation, cellular component: cis-Golgi network; trans-Golgi network; TRAPP complex.
AUGCUGCUCCGUCAACCUUACACAUCUCCACCUCCAGAUGCUCGUCCGGAUCCAGUAACGAUAGCAAUGUCCAAAGUCCCGCCGUCGCAGGCAGAUACGGAAGACCUCAAUAAUCCGAAGCUGAACGUCUCAUGCCUCGACUUCCUGCUCAUCGAACUCGUCCCACUGGCACAACGGAUUACAGACCAGUUACAUGCACGAGAACAAGCAUUGGUAGACGAGUUCAAGAGAUCGAAGAUUUUUCACAAGGAUGCUGUUGUUGCGAACACGCCGAAAGGCCAGGAGAGGGAGAGUAACGCGCCAACAGUCACAGUGACAGAUGGGACAAGUGCGAGCUCCGUCAAGGACUCUUCUACAGCAGAUGGCAUGCGGUCCACAGCGCUGGGAGCAGCGACAGUGAUGGAUGAUGAGACACGAGAGGCGGUUUUCUGGCGCCUGGAUGGCCUAGGAUACAGGGUUGGGCAAGGCCUGGUAGAGCGCUUCUCGGCCGGCAAGCCUCGACCAACAACACCGCUCGAAGCUAUCAAGUUCAUCUGCAAGGACCUAUGGCAACUACUGUUCCGGAAGCAGAUUGACAACCUCAAGACGAAUCACCGAGGCGUAUUCGUCCUGACCGACUCCCGCUUCCAGCCUAUAUCUCGCAUGAGCGUAGAUCGAAGAGCAGGCCCCAAAGCAGCAGAGGAUGCGCUACGACGGGCACAGAUAUACCUCUACUUCCCCCGUGGCGUCAUCAGAGGUGCGCUACAAGGCCUUGGCGUAGAUGUCACGAUAACAGCAGAGACGACAGAGAUACCCAGCGCCACAUUCCAGAUCAAGACGAAAGGUGCCAAGGCAUGA